Molecule: messenger RNA, 1185 nt
Organism: Lachancea meyersii CBS 8951
Lineage: Eukaryota; Fungi; Ascomycota; Saccharomycetes; Saccharomycetales; Saccharomycetaceae
Source: the annotation of a GenBank genome assembly
AUGUCGAGUGAUAUCGCCACAAUCUUAGGAACAUUGAGACAGGAAGUUGAACCUCAGCUUUCCGACCUUUUUUACGAUUUUGAGAGCCUUUACGAUCAGAAACUAUGGCAUCAGUUAACUGAGAAUUUGGGCGUUUUCUUCCAGGAUGAAAGAACCGGCCCAUUGAGACUAAGAGUAUAUGACUCUUUUGUGUUGAAAUUCCACGAUAAAAUUAACCAGCUGAAAGUGGUGAGUUUCUUGCUGACCUCGCUCAAAGCCGAAAAUAACUCAGAGGCAGCUCUAGAAUAUCUCACAGAUCUUCGCAAAAGCUUCAAAGAGUUAGACGAGAAAAAACAGAGAAACGACGGGCUAAAGUCGCAUCACGAUGGCAUUUUACUGAUAGACAUUGAAAUUGCGAGAUUGCACCUCAAUCAGGGCGAUCUUGUGAAAUCUAGAGAUGCAUUGGAUGAAAUCGAAGCCAAGCUUGACGUUCAGGACGCUGUGCCAUUGCAAGUGACAAGUUCUUUUUACUCGGCAAGUGCCGAAUAUUACCAGGCCAAGAGAGACUUCAACUCAUUCUACUACACAAGUCUACUCUACCUAUCGACCGCCGAGGCCUCGCGGUCGGCACAAGAGUUCUCCUUCCUCAGGCGCCAGCAGCUUGCGUACGAUCUGUGCAUUGCAGCUCUUCUGGGCGAUAAAAUUUACAAUUUUGGCGAACUUUUGCAUCACCCAAUAAUGGAGAGUAUUUCUUCGGACGCGCAGUACGAAUGGUUGUUCCAAUUUUUGAACACUUUGUCGAGCGGAGACUUCGACCAAUUUGAUAAGAUUUCCAAAGAGCGGGUUCCUCAAGUACCAAUUUUGUCCACACAUGAAUCCUUUUUGGGGCAAAAAAUCUGUUUGAUGACUUUGGUCGAAAGCGUUUUUGUCAAAAAUAUUAGGACUCUGUCGUUUCAAGACAUUGCCGCCGCUACGCAUUUGCCCAAGGAUAAUGUUGAACAUCUGGUAAUGAGAAGUAUCUGCCUGGGUUUGCUAAAAGGAUCUAUUGAUCAAGUUCACGAACUGGUCACGGUUACGUGGGUGCAGCCGCGGAUUAUAAAUGCCGAUCAGAUCAACAAAAUGAAAGAGAGACUAGUAGAAUGGAAUGAGGAAGUUAACAAACUGGGGGAAAAAAUCGAAUCUCGCGGUAAAACUAUCUGGGUCUAA